Messenger RNA from Microcebus murinus (gray mouse lemur), 3432 nucleotides. RefSeq names its product FKBP prolyl isomerase 11 (gene FKBP11). The record is from RefSeq and is a predicted model, not a curated record. Gene Ontology annotation, biological process: protein peptidyl-prolyl isomerization. NCBI's taxonomy places the organism in Eukaryota, Metazoa, Chordata, Mammalia, Primates, Cheirogaleidae. Gene Ontology annotation, cellular component: endoplasmic reticulum. Gene Ontology annotation, molecular function: peptidyl-prolyl cis-trans isomerase activity.
GCUAUGAUGAUGCCACUGCAUUUUAGCCUGGCUGACAAAGCAAGACCCUAUCUUAAAAAAAAAAAAAAUAUUUGUCUAGAAUCUGUUAUUUGGAGUGUAUUGUGUAGCAAGUAUAUAGGGAGCUCCAGACAUGAUGACAACUUUGUCCUUGCCAUCAGUGAGCUGGUGCUUUGGGGGAGGAGAUAGGAAUGGAGGGCUGGGGCAUAGACAGUUGCAACAUAGGGAAAAAUAUAAUGAUGUCCCCAAGUGUAUCCCUGAAGUUCAGAAAUAGAGGAAGUCACUUCUAGCCAAGGGAAUCAGGACUUCAUUCACAGAGGAGAUGAUAUUUGAACUUAGACUGGAGGGCGUUUGACAGGUGAAAGAAGAGCAUGAGCUUGGGCAUAGAGCCAGAAACGAGACGUAGGUUUGUCUGAUGCCAGACCACAGUCUAUGAGUAGGAAGGGGAUUUGGUUCAAUUCAUAAACAUUUAGCAAGCAUUUGUAUGUCAGACACUAUGCUGGCAAUGAGGAGAUAGAAGUGAGAAACCGGUUCCUGUUUCUAAAAGGCUUUCAGUUUAAUGGAAUAAAAGCCAAGUUUAGAAAAGUUGAUUAGGGCUAUAUGACAAAAGCUUUAAUUAGCAUAUCAAGGAGUCAGAAUUUUAUUUAUUUGGGCAAUGUGAAGUCCUAGUAGGCUUCAUAGUGGGCAGGUGAUGUGACUGAAAGAUAGUAGCAACGUACAGAAUGGUCUAAAGUAGGGAGAAGCUGGGGUUGAAGGGUUUACCACUCCUUUCUUAAAAAAUAAGUUUAUUUCUACCUCAGUUAAUAGGUGUCUGUGGUAGGCAAUCCAGGGGUGGUAUGGGGGCUCUCCAAUGAUCAAGGGCUUAGGCUUCUGUCUUUUUGCUUCACCUUCCUAGCAUACAGCUUCCAUCCUCAUGGUCACCUCAUGGUGACCACGGCUGCUAGAGCUUAAUUUAUCUCAUCUACAUCCAGGCAGCAGAAAGAAGGAAGGAAAGAUGAUUGGGGGGAGGGAAAAGAGUACACAAAGACACACUUCCUAGCUAAAUUAACUCCUUUUAAGGUGUCUUCCUAGAAGUCCAAGACAAUACUUCCAACACUUCUGUUUAUGUCCUAUUGGCCAGAACUUAGAUGACCAUAUCUAUUUUUAAGGAAGACUUGGAUAUGUAGUUUUGUGGGGAUUUUUUAUUUUUUCUUUUUUAAAAAAUUGAGAUAUAAUUUGUAUACAGUAAAAUACACAGAUCCUAAGCAUACAGUUUGAUAAGUUCUAAGAAAUGCAUGCACCCAUGUAACCCACAGCCUUCUCAAAAUAUAAGACAUUCCAUAACACCCCCCCCAAAUUCCCUCCUGCUGAGGGGUGUCUUUUUUUUUUUUUUUUGGUAAACAAUCCAAAAGAGAGAUAAUGAGGGCUUAAUUAGGGUGAGACUAGAAAGGAAGAGCUGGAGAGACCAUGGAUGGAGAAGCCAAGGAAGACUGGUUGGAUGUGAGAGAUGAGAGAAGAAUCAAAGAGAAUGCUGGUGGGAUGUGGGAGAUGAGAGAAGAAUCAAAGAGAAUGCUGGUGGGAUGUGGGAGAUGAGAGAAGAAUCAAAGAGAAUGCUAACAGCAGAGCCACUAACAGGAACGGGAGAUUGGGAGGAAGUCUGUGUUGUUGCUGAUGGGAUGGAAGGAGAAGGAAGAAUGAGUACAGUAUUGGGUGUGUUGAGUUUGAGGUGCUGGCUAAACACCCAGGUGGAGAUACCCAGUAGACAGUUGUGUUUAGAACCUGGGAGGGCAUUCAGAACCCAAUGGCAUCAAAUACCACAGUGAUGCUAAAGAGAACAAGGGACCAAGAACCAACCCAAGAAUUUGGUGACCCAAGAAGUUGGAGCUUGCUGAUGACUUUUGAGGGAGCAGAAUCCAGACACCAAGGCCCGAGUGACCAGUGGGGGGUUAAAUCCAGUAGGAUCACCCAAAAUAAUCUUAAAACCUUUUAAAAAACUGAAGUCUUUGCACAAAUAUAAAAGGUUUGUAUGUGCUGCCCUUUUGAGAAGUUUGUUGAAAGGUGAAAGGAAAUGGUAGGAACAGAGGAAAAGAUCAAGGUUCACCCCAUUCUAACAGGAAAAUAGCCCCUUGCCCUUUUCAGUCAGCACUCCCAAGGACAGGGGAUAGGAUAGCUCCCCUGUCCUUGAAUAUACAACUCCCCUUCUUUUGAAUAUACAACCUCCAGAAAUUCAAGCUGAAGGGGUGGAGGAGGAACAGGGAUGCCACCUAUAACAACUGCCUAGGUGAGUGGGCCAGCCAGACACUGCCAGGAGAGGUGUGAGGAAAGAGCAGAGAGCAAACAUGCUGGACUCAGAUAAUCCUGGGUUUGAAUCCUGUGUCUGUUAUCACCUGGCUUGAUGACCUUGGGGAAGUUACUUAAUCCGAACACCGUGUUUCCUUAUCUGUAAAAUAGAAACAACUAUGCCUACCUUUCGGGGUGGUUUUGAGGAUUAGAGGCUAUUGUCUGGCACACAGUAGGUAAUAGUAAAUGGGUGCUGUUAAUAUAACAGAUUAUAGUUCAUCUGUCCCUCAACCCCUGUUGUGGGACAGAACGGGCUAACGGACGUGUCAGAAUCUGAGACCUCCCGAUCUUCCAGGUUAGAGAGGGCUCCCUGCGGCCUCCUCCCUUUAGGAGGUGGGGACAAGGUGGAGGAAGGGCUGCAGGAGGAGGAGCUCAGGCAUCGCGACCCGCCCCGUCCCGUCCAGUCUGGUCUGGGCGCCGAGGGAACGCUGUCCUAGCUGCCGCCACCCGAGCAGCCUGUCCUGCUGCCCCGGUGCCCUGCCCCGCGUCCAGUCAUGACCCUGCGCCCCUCACUACUCCCGCUCCAUCUGCUGUUGCUGCUGCUGCUCAGCGGCGCGAUGUGCCGGGCUGAGGCUGGCGUUGAAACCGAAAGCCCCGUCCGGACCCUCCAAGUGGAGACCCUGGUGGAGCCCCCCGAACCGUGUGCGGAGCCCGCUGCUUUUGGAGACACGCUUCACAUACACUACACGGGCAGCUUGGUAGAUGGACGUAUUAUUGACACCUCCCUGACCAGAGACCCUCUGGUUAUAGAACUUGGCCAAAAGCAGGUGAUUCCAGGUCUGGAGCAGAGCCUUCUAGACAUGUGUGUGGGAGAGAAGCGAAGGGCAAUCAUUCCUUCUCACUUGGCCUAUGGAAAACGGGGAUUUCCGCCAUCUAUCCCAGCCGAUGCAGUGGUGCAGUAUGAUGUGGAGCUGAUUGCAUUGAUCCGAGCCAACUACUGGCAAAAGCUGGUGAAGAGCAUUCUGCCUCUGGUAGGCAUGGCCAUGGUGCCAGCCCUCCUGGGCCUCAUUGGGUAUCACUUAUACAAAAAAGCUAACAGACCCAAAGUCUCCAAAAAGAAGCUCAAGGAAGAGAAACGAAAUAAGAGCAAAAAGAAAUAAUAAAUGAUAAUUAAAA